Molecule: messenger RNA, 2220 nt
Organism: Mytilus californianus (California mussel)
Lineage: Eukaryota; Metazoa; Mollusca; Bivalvia; Mytilida; Mytilidae
Product: prolyl 4-hydroxylase subunit alpha-1-like
Exons: 12
Coding region: 58-1656 (532 amino acids)
Biological process (GO): peptidyl-proline hydroxylation to 4-hydroxy-L-proline
Cellular component (GO): endoplasmic reticulum
Molecular function (GO): protein binding; L-ascorbic acid binding; procollagen-proline 4-dioxygenase activity
Source: RefSeq, a predicted model, not a curated record
GGUAUAAAUGCACAUAACGACAAUAUAGCUGAAUCUGAAGGCACUUCGGACAUAGGGAUGAUUUUUUUGUGGAAUAUUUCAAUCGUUUGUUGUUUAUUAUUUCAUAUUAUACAUGGCGAAAUAUUUACGUCUGUAUAUAAACUGUCAAUUUUGGCAAAUGAAGAAGGGAAGUUACUUCGGGCAUUUAAAAAAUACAUUGCGACACAAAUCAGAGAUCAGAGAUCAAUAUCAUUAGAACUUCAAAGAUUAUUAAAUGACCUAGAAUCAGCCGUAACAGACAGCAGUCAAAAUCCAAGAUAUGCAGAAAACCCAAUAAAUUCCUUUCAUCUACUUGGAAGAUUUAUAUACAAAUGGCCAGUCGUCUAUAGUAACAUAUUAUGUGCAGAAUGUAGACUAGAUGAUGCUGCAUUAUAUUUAAAUACAACAUAUCAAAUAGUUAGUAUGAACAUCGUCCACUGGCCAGGGGAGUACGAUGUUAAAGCAUCAGCACAAGCGUUAUUACGCCUCCGAACUUUUUAUUAUUUUAACAUUGACAAAGCUAUCAAUGGUAUUCUUUUUGAUGAACAAUGUCAACCACUAAAUCCGUCACAAGUACUAAAGAUUAUUAGAAUCGCCAUAGACAGUAAUCUGCUAAACGAGGCGAAGCUUUGGUGUGAAGCUUUACUACGCAUACUUCCGUUUACUUCCUAUCAAGACGAAAAUAUCAAUGACUUGGCUAUCAAUAGGUUUUUGGCCGCUAUAUACAAUCAGGCUGGUAUGCAUAAAAAAGCAGCAGGCGUUUUGUUAGAAUUAACUCAGUCUGGAUACUCUGAAGUCGACCAAGAGUAUGAAUUUUAUAAAAACAGUAUUAAUGAGACAGACGAGAAACAAAAUAUAGCACUGGUUGCAGAGGAAUAUGAUAACCAUUAUAAACAGUUAUGCAGAGAGAAUAGAAAAUCUCCACGAGAAUAUUCCAAACUAUACUGCUAUUCAAGUGUUACAUCUAUACCAUACUAUAAUGCAAAGGUAGAGAUUGCUAAUCUUCAACCAAAGAUACUCGUAUUCCAUGACGUUAUAUCAGAGACGGAAGCAUCCUAUCUUCGACAAGAAGGCAGCAAAAAGUUUACAAGAUCGACGGUUGUCCGCACAGGGAACUAUAGAACGGUAGCUGACUCAAUACGAAUUAGUCAAACAGCCUGGUUGUAUGAUGGACCUGGAAUAGCUGAAAAAACGACCCACAGAGUUGGCUUACUAACAGGCUUAGCCACAAAAUCCUCACCACGUUUCAGCAAUACAGAAGCUUAUCAAAUAGUUAAUUAUGGAAUAGGAGGAAUGUAUCACCCACACCAUGAUGCAUUUGAAAAACCAUUAUGGGGUCCGCCAAACAAAAACGACCCACUCGAAUUGAUAGGAACAGGUGACAGAAUAGCGACCUGGAUGUUCUAUUUAAAUGACGUUAAAGUAGGUGGAGCCACAGUAUUUCCAAAUGUAAAUGCUAGAGUUCCGGUUAAAAAGGGCUCAGCUGCUUUCUGGUAUAAUUUACUACCUAGUGGAGAAAAUGACCACAGAGUAUUACACGCAGGAUGUCCCGUUGUUAUUGGUUCUAAAUGGAUUGGUAACAAAUGGAUACGUGAAGGUGGUCAGAUGCUUCAAAGACCUUGCGAUCUUAACCCGUAACAGUAACUAUUCUAUAUGAAGCAAAAUCAUGCAAAUUACAAUUCUGUAGACAGUGAAGUUGACAUUUUUGUGAUGAUCUACUUAGGACAAAUUAAUAAUAGAUUUCGUUUCGUAAAUUCCCAGUUUUCAUUUCAUAAAACCAGCUGAUAAUAGCAAUAUGACCUCCUAUCAUCUGAAUUGGACGUAUUUAUUUUUUCCUUGUUUGUUUUUUUGUUGAUAUGUCAGAGUUCCGUCACGACAUGUGCAGAUUUUUUUUAUACAUGUUGAUUUACUUUUUUUAUAAUAGAGUUACCAAUUGCAUAUGUAGUACGACAUUUUGUUUCGUACCAAAUAUUAUCUGUUAACUUCAAAUAUUUCUAUAAAUUGACGUUCAUUAAAUUUUAUCAACAUCCAAGAUAAUUCUUCACAGAUGUAAAUAAAGAAUAGUAGAACCUAUCAAUAGUAUAUAAUGUAUGUGCAUAAAUACAUAAGGGUAUUGAAAGUGCGAAUCGAGUUUCUUGUGUAGAGUAACGAUUAUCAUAUUUUCUUUUGUAAACGAGAUGCAUUGAGGGAAAAUCGUAGAGG